Cynoglossus semilaevis (tongue sole) is the source of this 565-nucleotide messenger RNA. Its product is annotated as kinesin-like protein KIFC1. Lineage: Eukaryota; Metazoa; Chordata; Actinopteri; Pleuronectiformes; Cynoglossidae. The transcript is spliced from 3 exons. The record is from RefSeq and is a predicted model, not a curated record. The coding region runs from base 65 to 550 and encodes 161 amino acids.
AGGUGGAGCUCCCAACGCUCGAAACUCCCGAAAACCCUGGGACCUGAAGGGCAAGGUGAGCGACAUGGAGGGCAAGAUCGUCAACUACCAGACCAAGGUCAAAUCAGUCAACCAGGAGAACGAGGUUCUGAGAAGCUCGGUGGCCCAGACUAAGAUGAGGGCGGCUGAAAUGGAGAAGGAGCUUGAAUUACGAAGGAACCAGAUCAGUGAGUACGAAGAGGAGCUCCAGGCGCUGACGGGAGUCCGCGAUGAGCUGGAGCUGGUGUCCAGUGAGAAGAGCAGUCUGCAGGUGGAACUCUCUAACUUGGAGGGCAAAUACAAGGUGAUGGAGACACUGAGAGACAGCCAGGAGACGGAGCUCCAAACUCUCAAGAUGAAGCUUUCAGUGCAGGAGUCCACCCUGACCCGUGUACAAGAGACCCUCAGGGACACCCAGGAGGAGGUCCACUGUCUCAAAGAGACUGUAGCGCAGCAGAAGGACGAGCUUCACGCUGGAGAAAUGGAGCGCAGGAGGCUGCACAACACCAUCCAGGAGCUCAAGGUUAGUUAGCACAUCGUUAGCACG